Molecule: messenger RNA, 1377 nt
Organism: Rotaria sp. Silwood2
Lineage: Eukaryota; Metazoa; Rotifera; Eurotatoria; Philodinida; Philodinidae
Source: the annotation of a GenBank genome assembly
AUGAGUGUCGAUGUCGAUGUCAUCAUUAUUGGAGCUGGAGCAGCUGGUAUUGGAGCAGCGAUCGAACUGAAAAAGACCUCUCUAUCCUUUGUUGUACUUGAGGCGCGUGAUCGAAUUGGUGGCCGAGCAUAUACAGACCGAGAAACAUUUUCAUCGAUUCCCAUCGACCUUGGUGCUAGUUGGAUUCAUGAAUAUGAACCAAACAAUCCGAUGUAUUUAUAUUAUCAAAAAUAUAAAACUGAUGAAAAGAAUAGCUUUGGCGACGACGACAGUGACGAUGAGGUAGUCAACCUUGAUUACGAUGGUCAGUGUCUUUCACCAGAAGUAGAACAACAAGCAAAGGGUGUAUGUGCACAAUUAUUCGAGCACUUGGAAAAAUUUGCGUCUGAAAACGAUGAACAAGAGGAUAGAAGUGUUGAAGAUGUGAUCAGAUCUUACUAUGACCAAAUUGUCGAACCCUAUGGGCAAAUUAAACGUAUUAUAGAUAGUUGUCUUGCUACUUUCGAAGUGUAUGAAGCGUCAAGUUUUCCUGCUCUUUCCGCCAAACAAUGGGAAACUAUUGAUGAGAGUACGAUAUGUGAAAGAUUCGUUUUAUUCGGUUACGGAACCAUACUGGAACGUAUUGUUGAUCAGUACAAAUUUCCAAUUCGUCUGAAUACUGUCGUGACACAUAUUGAUACGUGUAAUUCAGAUCGAAUCGCUGUCUGCACAUCAACUGCCGAUUCUCCGAUUUUUUGUCGACGUAUUAUUGUGACCAUACCUUUGGGUUGUUUAAAACGAGAGACGGUCGUAUUCAAACCGCCAUUGCCCGAAUGGAAACGUCAAGCUAUUGAUCGAAUGGGUUUUGGUCUCAUGAAUAAACUCAUUCUGCAAUUUCCUGAGCAAUUCUGGAAUGCCAAAAAGAAAAUUAUAUUGCGUACAUGCGCCGAACAACGGGGUCGUUUUCUCUAUACAGUAUGUCUACCUUCACCGGCCAAUAUUCUUAUUCUUCUUAUCAGUGGUAUGUAUGCUCGUGAACUGGAGCAUCUCACCGAUACUGGGAUACUUGACCAAGUGAUGAUCUUUCUUCGACAAAUCUUUCCUCAAUUGCAAGUACCCAACCCUAUAAAGACCAAGUUUACAAGAUGGUCUCAAGAUCCAUUUGCUUUUGGUUCUUACUCAAACUAUGCCGUACAUGCAAAUGAGCAAACAGUAGAAAUGUUGACUCGAGAGACAGCCGAUGGUCGAGUACAUUGGGCCGGUGAACAUGCUCAUUUUAAUGAUGAUACAAAUGUUUGGAUGCAUGGAUGUGUUCAUACUGCUUUUCAAAGUGGUCGACGAGCCGCAUUAGCAAUUAAAGAUCAGCUUGAUUCCUCUUCCUUUUCUUUAUCCAUGUAA